AUGUGGUGGAGAGAUUUGACGAGACUGAGACUCUGGUUGAAGAGAGAGGCAAUCCCAGGAGAGGGGCGGAAAGCGGCAAAAGUUAAUGCGGGAGUUGGAGAGAAGGGCAUCUACACAGCAAGCAGCAGGGGCGGCCCGCCAUCUGCGCGCUCGAAGGCGGUCACGGUGGUCGCGGAAGGGGCGGCGUCCAGAUCCUGGCUUUCCAUGGAUGCGCCCGAGCUGGGCCCGGGGCUGGUGGAGCGUCUGGAGCAGCUGGCGACGUGUCCUCUGUGCGGGGGCUCCUUCGAGGACCCGGUGCUUCUGGCGUGCGAGCACAGCUUCUGCCGCGCGUGUCUGGCCCGCCGCUGGGGGACUCCGCCGGCGACCGGCACCGAGGCGUCCCCCACCGCCUGUCCCUGCUGCGGCCUGCCGUGCCCCCGCCGCAGCCUGAGGUCUAAUGUGCGGCUGGCGGUGGAGGUGCGAAUCAGCCGCGAGCUGCGAGAGAAACUGGCUGAGCCUGGGGCCCGUGCGGGGAGACGCCGAGGGGGGCGCAUCCCCACCAUGGGCUGCCUGGACCUGCCCGGAGAGGAUAUGAGGAAGACAUGGAGACGAUUUGAAGUCCCAACACCCAAGUCAUCUAAUUCAGAGGAUGAUCUCCCUGAAGAUUAUCCAGUGGUCAAAAACAUGCUUCAUAGACUGACAGCCGACCUGACCCUGGACCCUGGGACCGCACACCGCCGCCUGCUCAUCUCCGCCGACCGCCGCAGCGUACAACUGGCCCCACCAGGGACGCCCGCGCCCCCUGACGGCCCCAAGCGCUUCGAUCAGCUCCCAGCUGUGCUGGGUGCGCAGGGCUUCGGGGCCGGCCGCCACUGCUGGGAGGUGGAGACUGCGGACGCCGCCUCCUGCAGAGACUCUUCUGGGGAGGAUGAGGACGACGAGGAGAGCCACUAUGCAGUGGGCGCGGCCGGGGAAUCAGUGCAACGCAAGGGCUGCGUAAGGCUGUGCCCUGCGGGGGCCGUGUGGGCCGUGGAGGGCCGCGGCGGCCGCCUGUGGGCCCUCACGGCACCCGAGCCCACCCUGCUGGGCGGUGUUGAGCCCCCGCCGCGGCGCAUUCGCGUGGACCUGGACUGGGAGCGGGGCCGCGUGGCCUUCUACGACGGCCGCUCACUCGACCUGCUUUACGCCUUCCAGGCGCCUGGCCCCCUGGGGGAGCGCAUCUUCCCGCUGUUCUGCACCUGCGACCCUCGUGCUCCGCUCCGCAUUGUACCAGCGGAAAGCUGA
Messenger RNA from Pan troglodytes (chimpanzee), 1263 nucleotides. RefSeq names its product ring finger protein 39 (gene RNF39). NCBI's taxonomy places the organism in Eukaryota, Metazoa, Chordata, Mammalia, Primates, Hominidae. The record is from RefSeq and is marked provisional. Gene Ontology annotation, molecular function: protein binding.